Messenger RNA from Pseudocercospora fijiensis CIRAD86, 3399 nucleotides. RefSeq lists its product as uncharacterized. The transcript has 31 exons. Lineage: Eukaryota; Fungi; Ascomycota; Dothideomycetes; Mycosphaerellales; Mycosphaerellaceae. Bases 1 to 3399 code for a protein of 1132 amino acids. The record is from RefSeq and is a predicted model, not a curated record.
AUGGAAUUCACAGGCACAGCGCAGCAGCAGAAGGAGAAGACCGGCAACCUCAUCAAAGACGGCGCACAACGAGCUGGCAGAAAAGAUUUCAUAUGCCGCAACACAACCUGUGUGCUGGUAGAGGAUGAUAAUGGCAACGAGUUGUGCGCCGGCGGAGAAGGUGAUGGCGACGAGCUGUCUGCCAGCAGAGAAGACGACAGAGGUCGGUCGUCUGGGGCCGGAGACAGCGACGGCGAUGAGUUCCCUGAUACAGAGCAGGGCAGUGGACAAGCCAAUGGCGCAACAGCUGCCUUGCAAAACGAGGAUUUCUUUGACACGCUUUCCUUUCACAACACUCAUUUCGCUGGCACUGACCAUGGACCAACACCGGGCACAAGCCAAAUGCGUCCUCUUCAGUUUUCAUCCGUAGGACCUCCACUGUCCCUGUACCUCUCAUGCCUUCAAACAUUCGCAUCAUCGACCGCGGCUGCGACCAAAAUACAGCGCAUGAAUUGCUCGCCGAAAGCGGCAUUGACUUCACUGACGGCCCUCAAGCAACUGCGCAUGCAGCUCGAACUCGUGCUUCCGUGGUCCGCGGCCGUCUGCUUUGGCCGCCGCAGCGACUUCGCUACCUAUCCCGCCACCCAUCCGGCCACGAGCUGGGGCAAAGCCAAUCCACAGAAACGAAAUGCUUGGCUAGAUCCACAAGCAUCUCAUGAUGCACUUUACCUUCCUAAGCCGGCUGCACGGGAGAUGGCCGGAGAAGAUGAUCCUACGCCAAAGGCUUUGGAGGGUAGUAAGCUCCCAAACAGAACCGGUCGUCAUCGUCACCCAAGCCUGCUCAGAUCCCGGUGUUGGGCAUUGCAUCGGAAAGGCCUCUUUGCCCGGCGACGCGCCUUCACACAGGUCAGACAGCCAAGCAUCCCAGCGCCAGAACUCCAAGUCGUGCAGGACGAGGUUGGCGAAGUGCGAACGAUAGAAGACAGCACUCAGAUGCAACACAUCAUCAUAGCAUACUUCGCCAGAUGGACAGCGUCUGAGCUGGCGAGCCAACCUCACCGCCUGGGACUGCGCAUCUCCCACCUCUGCACUUCCGAGGCACAAGUCGGAGUCUGCAUAAUACGAAACAGUGUGAGGCAGACUCCCGAGAGGAAAAACAGGUGGACUGCAUUCUCCGUCUUCAGUGGUAAGGAAGGGUGGAGGAGUGAAGGUAUUCAGGCUGGUGGGCUGAAUUCUGCGAGAGGUGUGCACCGAAGACUUCUCGACACUGACGAGCAUUGCGAAGGGGCAUCGGCCGCACGCGAAAGGAAUCACGUCAUGCUUCACUGGGGUAUUAAGAACGACUCGAGUUUGCCGAUUCACGAGGCACUACGACCUGCCACCUGCGAUCAUGCUAAAGCCAACCCAACCCGUUGGGUGUUUGCAAGUUCUUCCGCCUACAUGACUGAGAAAGCUCAGAAGGCUGGCGCCACAGGUAUUCCAGAAAGUCAUGGCUACUUUGACUACAUCGUCGACGGGCUUAGGACGACAUUCGAGCGCAUGAAAAAGGCGCCGGUGGCUGUGAUUCCGCUUCCAGCAACCAAUGUCCUGAGUUAUGCCAGUGUGCUUUUGCGAAAUGUGCCCCUCCACACUCCCGACGAGCUGAUUGCUGAUCGAACCUGGGCCACUCGUUCUGCGAACCAUUCCCAAGAGAGGGACAGAGCACACUUGGACGGGGGUGCGAUCCACGACAUGACCAACGCAGCAAUUGGCAUGCAGAUCAAGACUCAGGACCACCCGCACACUGCCCCCAUUAACACGAGGUCGCCAGCCGAUGGCACUGGAAUUUUCAUCGCCAACCACAAGAGCACUCAAGCUGCCACCAACGCUACCCUGCGACGAAGCGAAGAAGAAUGGAAAAAGAGAGGGAACGAGAAACGGAACUGCGCUGGCCAAACAAGGACAGGGAGCAUUAAAGUUCCGGAUGAUUGGACAGAGGUUGUUAAUGGACUCACGAAAGACCACCUGGAGUCCGGAUGUCAGGACGGCGCCCACCAGCAUCAACGCCUAGGCUUGAUCGCGCCGCCCUCCCAGCUCGAUCUUCUGCGCGCUACACUUGCGCUGCUCGCACUUCCUACGUCUGGGAAUAAUCAUCAAGACAAUCCUUGGUUGGAUUCGAAGCAGCUUUGUACAGCCAGGGGAGACUUGCAAUUCUGGGCAUCUUUUGUCCAUCUGCAAGGCUCCAGGAAGGUGCGAAGCGAGAUCAACAAGCAUGCGUUACAACCAAGACCGCAACGCAAACUCUCAGAGGCGUCAAGCACCAUUUCACCAUCCCCAACGCAGCCGCCAAUGUUACCAACGAAGCUUAUAUGCCAUCACGCGCCUCAAGCGUAUUGGAGCUUUUGGGGGAUUGGAUUGGAGGAGAUUGAUACCUGGUCCCAUCUAAGCGGCCAUGUCUCCUGUGCACGGCACUACAUUGGCGUGGAUGUUCUUGCAACGAAAGCAAGGGUGAAUGUAAUCGCAAGUAGGACUACCAUGUCAGAAAACACGGUCCACAAGCGCCUGGACUUGGCUGCUUUUCUGUGGUUCCUCUUCAAAGCUCAACAGACAUCCUACACUAUAGAGUUCGCCGAUGUCGAGCUUCAGCAUAAUUUAUGCCACCUACCGGGGUCUCCCUUCCUGUUGGCCUACGACUACGCAAUCUUAUCAUGCCUCGAGUGUAGGGCAAAUUUGUCCAAGCUUUUCUACCACGAACAAGUCUGCGCUGGGAAUUGGAACUUAAUCAAAUUAAAAGCGAUUGGGAGUCUCUUGCCAGAAGCGCUGCAAUCUGCCGUUCAAGAAAAUCUUUAUACAAGCAAUUGGGGAAGCGACGCGAUCACAAAUAAUUCAUCUGCCAGAGUCAUGGAGCUCUACCUAGACCAGAGCGAAAAGCGUAAAUGUAACAUCCUGAAACUAGAGUCGGAACACGAUCGUACUAUCAUACCUCCAUCAAAGCCAAUUUGCGUAAGUGAUCGCGGACAAAGCCCAUUCCUUGGCUACAGCGGCAACAAGCAUCAAUUUCAGCAAACCAAGCUACCAAGCUUGUGUACCAAGGGAGGAUUGGGAGCGCUCUCGACCGGCCAAUGGUCCAGAGGGCGGCCGAGAUGUGGGUGUCGUUCUAGACCGCUCAUGUACAUGCCGCCGCCAAAUCUCGACGCUGGGGGGCUGGGACGUGUGUAUAAUUUGACGGCCUGCCUUUCCAUGAACCGUGCGGAAGAUAGUCACGUCUCGCUUUUGCCAAACUUCAAGCGGGAAGUCCGAGGGUGGCCGGUGUAUAUCGCCGUCGUUUUCCUCUACGCGAACAAGGAGUCGUUCUCUUGCCCUCUGCUGUCCGGAUUGCAACGUCUCCUCCUGCACAUUGCUCCUUUGUUAAUUUCAGACUCAUACAAUGAGACGGGAUAA